This is a messenger RNA of Fusarium keratoplasticum, 843 nucleotides long. RefSeq lists its product as uncharacterized. NCBI's taxonomy places the organism in Eukaryota, Fungi, Ascomycota, Sordariomycetes, Hypocreales, Nectriaceae. The record is from RefSeq and is a predicted model, not a curated record. Bases 1 to 843 code for a protein of 280 amino acids. The transcript is spliced from 2 exons.
AUGGAUACGAUUCUGUCCAUCUUCUCCCCGCGCAAACGGGCACCCGAGCCGCCCAAGCCGCUUCCACAUCCACGGGGGAGGACAUACUCUAGAAAGGACCGUGUCAGGGCCAAACGCGCGCUAGGUCGGAUAUCAGACUCGGACACUCGCAGCCCGCGCAACCGAACAAGCAACGCUUCUUCCAUCACAGCAUCACACGACACGACCGGAGAAAUCAGUUACCUUCAUGAACAAGAAACGACUGUCAAGAUGAACACCCCCGGCACCGACACUCGUUCGCCCGUUGAACCCCAACUCUCGCCAUCACUGGGAUCGUCUCCGAGGGAUGAUGGGAUGGGCCCGCGCAAUAAGCGGCUGGUACGAAAGAGUCCCCCUGUAUCCGAGAAUGAAGACGAGGAAAUGGCCGAUCCCGAAGACGAAGCGGAACACGACACCGAGGGGGAAGAGCACGACGAAAACGAAGAAGAGGGGGAGGAUGACGAGUCCUACUCUUUCAACAAGAUCCUCAACCAUCGCUGGGUCAAGAACAAGAUCCAGCUUCAAAUCGAUUGGAGUGAACACCCGCAGACCUGGGAGCCCGAGGAGAACAUUCAUCGGGAUGCCCCCGCCGCCCUCUUCGACUACUGGCGCUCCAAGGGCGGACGACCCGACAACCCUAAGAAACCCGGCGUCUACGACAUCUUUGCGAUCCGAAAGCACUCGAAGAACAAGAAGAAGGUCCUGGUGGAGUGGGUCGGUUACGACGAGAGCGAGCAGACGUGGGAGGAUCGGAAGAAGAUCGAGAAGGCGGCAAAGGCUCUGGUUGAUGAUUAUUUUGACGGUUUUAAGAAGGGCAGCAAGUGA